AUGUCCGGCCGAGGAUACGAACGCGGAUACGAGCGCGACGAGCGCGAUGAUCGAGCACCCCGAGGCGGUGGACGUGGUGGUCGAGGUGGACGGGAUCGAGCUCCUCCUACCACUUUGUUUGUUGCUGGCUUUCCAUCCAGCAUGCGUGCCAAGGAUCUGGCAUACGAGUUCGAGCGCAUGGGUCCCCUGAUUCGAUGCGAUAUUCCGGCUCUCAAGUCCGCCACUGCUACGCCUUACGCGUUUAUCGAAUACGAGGACCCGCGCGAUGCCGAUGCAGCUUUCAACGACAUGCACGGUAUGCGAUUUGGCCGAAACGAAAUCACGAUCCAGUUUGCAAAGAACGCUCCCUCGGCCAAUUGGAGGUUUGAUGGUCCCUCGCGUGGCGCUCCUCCGCCGCCUUCGUACGGUGGCCGCGGCGCACGCGAGGGUCGUGAUUCGCGAGAUGAGCGUGCGCGCUCCGAUGUGCCGCCUCCGCCACAGCGCCCGCAGCUGAGCAAGGAGGAGGAGGAGGAGGCUGACCGCGCAGCCGAGGAGCGCGCUCGUAAGCGCGCAGCUAUGCGUCGUGAGCGUGAGCGCUCGCCCGAGCCGCGACGUGGUGAAGAUGCCGAUUAUCCUGAAGACCGAAGGAUGGGCAACUCGCGCAGAGACAACGACGAUGCCGACCGAGACGAACGACGCGAGAACAGCGAGAGCGCGACUAACGGCAACGGCAACGGCCACGGCCACGGCAAUGGCGUUGAGGACGAGCAGCCAAGGGAUGAUGUCAAGAAUGACCAAGCCAACACUGCGGCAGAAGAGAAGCAGCCCGAAGAGAAUGAUGAUGCAGCCGUGCCGGCAAGCAACGAGUGA
Molecule: messenger RNA, 849 nt
Organism: Mycosarcoma maydis (corn smut)
Lineage: Eukaryota; Fungi; Basidiomycota; Ustilaginomycetes; Ustilaginales
Exons: 1
Coding region: 1-849 (282 amino acids)
Biological process (GO): mRNA splicing, via spliceosome
Cellular component (GO): nuclear speck
Molecular function (GO): RNA binding
Source: RefSeq, a predicted model, not a curated record